GAGCAGUCAGUCUCACCCUCAGCUGGAGGUUCCGUGGGAGAGUCGUACCUAAGGAUUCGAGGUAAAAAAAUGACAUUCGAACCUCGAGUAGCAUCUUUUAAGCGUCUCUUACUGUCUCUAGUCCUGCUUUCCUGUUUGGGAGGAUUAUUCUACACUUUUUACAAGCCCACUAGGAGCUGGUUAUCUUUCCCUAAUGCUUCAGUCUCCACACAUGAAGUCCUCACAGACGAAUGCCUUAAAACAUCAAAGGAAAAAUUUGUCCAGAAAUCAAACAAGACCGAGACUCUUGAUGAUUUUUUGGUAAAACAGCAACAACUAAUCAACAAACCGAACACUAUUGAAGAAUAUAAAGAAAUUGAUGACAUCAUCAUGCUAAUCUGGACAUGGCCUGGCGAUUAUAAGUUCAGUGGAGAAGCAUGUAUUUCAGAGUUUGGUAUUCCAGGUUGUCAAAUUACAGAUGACAGAAGCCAGUAUGACAAAGCCCACGGUGUUAUGUUUCAUCAAAGAGACAUCAGUAGGGAUUUACAAAACCUGCUCAAGAUGCCACGCCCUCUACAUCAGAAGUGGGUGUGGUUGAACAUGGAGUCUCCUAGUAAUUCAAAAAGAUGGCCUGAGCUUGAUGGUUUAUUCAAUCUGACAUCAAAUUAUCGGAGAGAUUCAGAUGUUUGGGUGCCUGUUGGAAAAAUUGUAGAAGCACCUGAGAAAAACAACACCUUCAAAAUACCACCGAAGGAUAAAUUAGUCUGCUGGAUUGUCAGUAACUGGAAGGCCAAAUAUGAGAGAGUGAGAUAUUUUAAUGAACUGAGCAAACACAUUAAAAUUGAAGCUUACGGCAGACACUUUAACAGGCCCAUUAGCAGAGACGAUUACAAUAAGAUUUUAAAGAGCUGUAAAUUCUACCUAUCAUUUGAGAACUCCAUCCACAAAGACUACUUCACAGAAAAGGUGUUUAAUCCUCUGAAACUCGGCACGGUCCCUGUGGUUCUCGGGCCACCCAGGCAGAACUAUGAGGAAUUCAUUCCACCAGAUUCAUUUAUCCAUGUGAACGAUUUCAAAUCUCCCCAGAAACUGGCAGAACAUCUCAUGUUUCUGGACAAGAACCAGAAGGUGUAUGAGCAGUACUUUAACUGGAGAAAACACUUUAUAGCUAUACGUGCACGUUUUGGUCUGGAACACACGUGCCGAAGUUGUGAACAUAUAAGAAGCGAUAAGCGUUACAAAGUAUUUAAAGAUCUCACUAAAUGGUAUUGGGGUUAACAGGCCUAUCCUACACAGGAGCUGGUUCAUAUGAAGCUGUUGUCCACAUGCAAAUUGCCUCAAUUGGUUUUAUACCCAAGCCAACAUCAGAGAUCAGUGGGUAACCUCAAAUAUAAAUUGAGCAUUACUUGCAAUUUUGACCUCGGAGCACACUGUAACAAAAGGUGUCUAUUUUUGGCUGUGCUAUCCAGUAUCACCCCAGAAGUCAUGGGUUCCCUUUUGAGUCCUCUUAAGGCUUCUUCCUCAUGUCAUCUCAGGGAGCUUUCCUUGCCUUCUUUUUUUUUUAAUUUACAUCUAAAUUUUCAGUUCUGUAAUGAAAAAGCUGCUCUGUAGCAGUGUCUACUGAUAAAGUUUAUUUGUUCUGCAGUGUUUCAGUUCUGCUUCAAUGUGCAGUGCUUCAAUUCUGUUUGUAUAGAAAAUCAUCUGCUGUUUCUGUCUUUUAUUUCCUGUACUGGAGGUUAUGAGUGACCAAGUAGUAACUAAUCUGGCAGCUAAUCUAGUCCUCCAAAGCUUCAGUAGAGUUUACCUGUAAAGAGAUUAAAGUUAAGGCAUUUUGUUAUCACUUUUUUACAUACGGUUUACAAUGUUUUAAAAUCCAUAAAACCAAUACUGUAUGUAGAUUGCUUUGUUUUAUCUUUGGCUCCAUGUUCCAUCUCAGAACAGAAAUCAAAACACACACAUUAACAAAUAAGUUUUUUUGUAUUUGUAUAACAAAUUUGUAACAAUUUACAUGUUUAAAAA
Messenger RNA from Clarias gariepinus (North African catfish), 1998 nucleotides. RefSeq names its product 4-galactosyl-N-acetylglucosaminide 3-alpha-L-fucosyltransferase 9-like. The transcript is spliced from 2 exons. Gene Ontology annotation, molecular function: alpha-(1->3)-fucosyltransferase activity. The record is from RefSeq and is a predicted model, not a curated record. Gene Ontology annotation, cellular component: membrane. Bases 70 to 1257 code for a protein of 395 amino acids. Lineage: Eukaryota; Metazoa; Chordata; Actinopteri; Siluriformes; Clariidae.